UGUUCCUUUAGAGGCUGGAGACCCGCACUGUGUUAACCAGAUCGGUCUCAAAUUGAUGGUGUCAGUAGUUGUAGGUAGACUGUAGGUGUGAGUUUCCAAGACCGGCUCUGUGUUUCAGUGCUUACUUGUAUUAAGAACUUGUUCAAUUUGAGGCAAAUUUUAGACUUUUCGCUGCCUCCAGAGUGGCGAUUAGGAGUUAGGACAUUUGCUUGUGUGGAAUAUGCCUAGUGAUUAACCCAGAUUGGUAACGGUUUUAGAUCUAGCCAGCUGGUAGCCAUGAGCGAAUGGAUCAAGAAGAGCCCCUUAGAAUGGGAAGAGUACGUUUAUAAGGAAGUCAGAGUGACAGCCAGUGAGAAGAAGGAGUAUAAAGGAUGGCUCCUAACCACAGACCCAGUCUCUGCCAAUAUUGUCCUCGUGAACUUCCUUGAAGAUGGCAGAUUGUCUGUGACUGGAAUCAUGGGACAUUCUGUGCAGACUGUGGAAACUGUGAAUGAAGGGGACCACAAGGUACGAGAGAAGCUGAUGCGUUUGUUCACGUCUGGAGAUUGUCAAGGAUUCAGCCCUGAAGAUCUGGAAAAGAAAAAGAGCAGCCUAAGGAAAUGGCUUGAGAAGAACCACAUCCCUGUCACUGAGCAGGGAGAUGCACAGAGGACUCUCUGUGUGGCCGGGGUUCUGACUAUAGACCCGCCAUAUGCUCCAGAGAACUGCAGCAGCUCUAACGAGAUCAUCCUGUCCCGUGUUCAGGAUCUUAUUCAAGGACACCUUUCAGCUUCCCAGUGAGAGGCCGGCACUACGAGCACACUGACCCAAAUGACUUACUUCACUGUUGGGUUUUGUAUUAAAUGCUUGGAAUGUAAGUUGGUCACAUUAUAGUACUUCAUAAGCACAC
Molecule: messenger RNA, 889 nt
Organism: Acomys russatus (golden spiny mouse)
Lineage: Eukaryota; Metazoa; Chordata; Mammalia; Rodentia; Muridae
Gene: Gemin6
Product: gem nuclear organelle associated protein 6
Exons: 2
Coding region: 277-780 (167 amino acids)
Biological process (GO): spliceosomal complex assembly; spliceosomal snRNP assembly
Cellular component (GO): SMN complex; nucleus
Molecular function (GO): RNA binding
Source: RefSeq, a predicted model, not a curated record